Amphiprion ocellaris (clown anemonefish) is the source of this 8907-nucleotide messenger RNA. RefSeq names its product polymerase (DNA directed), theta (gene polq). The transcript is spliced from 35 exons. Gene Ontology annotation, biological process: DNA-templated DNA replication; double-strand break repair via alternative nonhomologous end joining. The record is from RefSeq and is a predicted model, not a curated record. The coding region runs from base 200 to 8752 and encodes 2850 amino acids. Lineage: Eukaryota; Metazoa; Chordata; Actinopteri; Pomacentridae. Gene Ontology annotation, molecular function: DNA-directed DNA polymerase activity; DNA binding; ATP binding.
UUUAAUUUGUUUAGAACUCAAUAACAAAAAUGUUGUACUUAGCAACUAAAACAACCGAUUAGACGCUGUCGAUUGUUUUCGCUUGACUAGACAAACGUUAAUAAAGACAGUUUGGCUUGUAUCAACAGUUAACUUUAUGUCAUGUUAAUUUAUAUUCACUUACUCGGACGUUUGUUGAAAUCUGUACAAAUUCUCCAGUAUGAGUCCUCUAAAGAAGAAAAGCUACAUGGGACAGCACCAGGUCAAAAAGAAAAUAAGUUUCCAAGCCAACGAGGUGCCACCGGACGGACACGGGCUGUUGCAGAAAACCUGCUACCUGUCCGACAAAACAAACAUAUCACAGAAGUUCAGCAAAGAUAGUCACAUGGGUGGAGGAGCUGUGUCUCUGCUGGGGGAAUCCACUUUAGCUCUUGAUGAGGAGAUGCUGCAGGUUCUGGAUGCUGUUGACCCUGUAAGACCCGUAAUUACCAACGCUGGUUUGAUAACAGUAAACAGACCUGCUCAGGAGGAGCCAGCAUCCUCAGCUUCUUUUACCACUUCACGGCCUCCUGCGUCGAUGGUACACAAUAAAAAUGAGAGUGAUGCUGCGAAGACCAGGCACGUGGCAGGCCGAGGACCCCAGGAUGCCUCCAGCCCUCAGGAGGGAGUCUGUGAACAGGGUGGGAAAUGUAAGAGACCGGGAUGGAGAGCUGACUGCAAAGACCUCGCUCAGAAGCUUCUCUUCAGUGCAGACUCUGAGGAAGCGGAUCAUGCUCAGAAGAGUCCAGAAAACAACCAUUCAAAGCCUGCUUCUGCUUGUAUCAGCAAUCUACCUUGUCAAAAAAUACAGAACAGUCAGCAAGCAAGCACUUCCAGCAAGCAGGAGCUUAUACUUAGAAGGAAGCACUCUCCUCCCAGCAAAGACAAAAAUGGAUCACGUAGUAAUGCUGACCCACCUCUGGAUGUAUCCAGGGACUACAUCCUGUUCAGCCCCACUCGUCUGGCAGCAGCUAUGAAGAAGGCCAAACUCCAGCGGUCGUUACAGAAUCAGUCUGCUUCUGUGCUCACAGUCCCCAGUGGCCUCGAGCUCAGCACUCUUAGCGACACGCUACCUCAGCCAGGCAUUGCCUUGUGUGCGCCUGUGGAACAAGCUGAGAAGCUGCUGUUAUCCAGCUGGGGAUUACCAAAACCUGUCCUGGAGCGCUACCAGAAACAUGGAGUGACUCAGAUGUUUGAGUGGCAGGCUCAGUGCCUCACUGUUGGCCAGGUGCUGCAGGGAGGUAACCUGGUAUAUUCUGCACCCACCAGUGCUGGGAAGACUCUGGUGUCGGAGCUGCUUAUGUUGAAGCGAGUGUUGGAGACCAAAAGAAAAGCUCUCUUUAUUCUGCCAUUUGUCUCUGUGGCCAAAGAGAAGAUGCACUACCUUCAGAGUGUGUUUGAAGAGGCAGGGGUUCGUGUGGAGGGAUACAUGGGCAGCAGAUCAGCUGCUGGAGGCUUCACAGCACUGGAUGUGGCUGUUUGCACAAUAGAAAAAGCCAAUUCUCUCAUUAACAGACUCAUUGAAGAGGAUAGUAUGGAUCUUCUAGGUAUGGUGGUAGUAGAUGAGUUGCAUAUGGUUGGAGAUUCUGGAAGAGGAUACCUGCUAGAAUUGCUCCUAACCAAAAUCCGCUACAUCGCACAGAGGCAGAACACCACAGGGUCUCUCUCUGAAGGUGUACAGAUAAUCGGUAUGAGCGCCACUCUGCCAAACCUCUCUCUCCUGGCUAGCUGGUUAGCAGCAGAGCUUUACCAGACAGACUACAGACCUGUUCCCCUGCAGGAGCAUCUCAAGGUGGGCUGCAACAUCUAUGACAAGAGCCUCGCUGUGGUCCGACAGUUCACCCCAGCUCUCCACGUUAAGGGUGAUGAUGACCACAUAGUGAGCUUGUGUUAUGAGACGGUGAGAGAGGGCCGCUCUGUGCUUCUGUUCUGCCCCUCAAAAAACUGGUGCGAGAAACUGGCAGACACUAUCGCUAGAGAGUUCUAUACCCUCAGGCAUACUGAUCGUUCGGGUGAAACGGAGCCUCAGCCGGUGUGUCUGGAUCAGGAGGGACUAGUGGAUGUAACAGCCCAGCUGAGACGUACUCCGGCUGGCUUAGACCCCAUCCUACAGCGCACUGUGCUGUGGGGGGUGGCCUUCCACCAUGCUGGUUUGACAUUUGAUGAGCGUGACGUGUUGGAGGGAGCUUUUCGUCAGGGCAUGGUCAGAGUCCUAACUGCCACCUCCACCCUUUCCUCUGGGGUUAAUCUGCCAGCUCGCAGGGUUAUCAUUAGAACACCUACUUUUAAUGGACAUUUGUUGGACCCGCUCACAUACAAACAGAUGGCUGGACGAGCAGGGAGAAAAGGCGUGGACACUGCAGGUGAAAGUGUGCUGGUGUGUAAGCAGGCGGAGCGUCAGAAAGGUAUUAGCCUCCUUAAAGGUGCUCUUCAGCCAAUCAGCAGCUGCCUUGUGAGAAGAGAAGGAGAAGGUGUCACCACUAGCAUGCUGCGAGCCAUCCUGGAGAUAAUUGUUGGAGGCGUAGCCAGCACUCCACAGGAUGUGAGACUGUAUGCUUCAUGCUCACUUCUGGCUGCCAGCAUGACAUGUGAAAGCAAGAAAGGAUCAAAUGAAGAGGCCAACAAAGGAGCUAUUGAGGCCUGUGUUGAAUGGCUGAUGGAGAAUGAAUUCAUUAGUAUCCAGAAAGAGGGACAUGAAGAGCGCUACUGUCCAACCCAGCUCGGUGCUGCCACCCUUUCCUCCUCCCUCUCUCCUCCAGAGGCUCUGGGAAUAUUUGCAGAUCUCCAGCGGGCCAUGAAGGGCUUUGUACUAGAAAAUGAUUUGCACAUUCUGUAUUUGAUCACGCCGCUGUACGCAGAGUGGACUACCAUAGAUUGGUAUCAGUUUUUCUGUUUGUGGGAGCAGCUGUCGUCAUCGAUGAAGAGAGUAGCAGAGCUGGUCGGCGUCCAGGAAGGCUUUCUUGCACGAUCUGUCAGCGGCAAACUUGUUGCCAAGACAGAAAAGCAGCAUAGACAGAUGGCUAUUCAUAAAAGGUUUUUCACCACUCUUGUGCUACAGGAUCUGGUGAAUGAGGUCCCUUUGGGAACAGUUGCAUCCAAAUAUAACUGCAAUCGUGGACAGUUACAGUCUCUCCAGCAAUCUGCUUCCACAUAUGCAGGUAUGGUGACUGUGUUCUGCAAGCGUCUGGGAUGGCACAACAUGGAGCUGCUGCUGUCUCAGUACCAGACCAGGCUGAGCUUUGGAGUCCAGAGGGAGCUGGUCGACCUGGUCAGGGUCUCCCUUCUGAAUGCAACACGAGCCAGAGCGCUGUAUGCCCAAGGUCUCUGUACUGUUGCAGAACUAGCCAGGGCUGCUGUAGCUGACGUGGAGAAAGCCUUGAGGAACGCUGUACCUUUUAAGAGCUCAAAGCGUGCGGCGGAUGAGAGUGAGAUGGAGGCAGCAGAGAGACGAAGCCUCCGCUGCGUCUGGGUCACUGGUGGACGAGCUCUGACAGAACAAGAAGCAGCGGUUGAGAUACUGUCUGAGGCAAGGCUCCUUCUUCAAGAGGACCUGGCCCAGUUAGGAGUUCAGUGGGACCCGACAGCGCUUCUCUCCGGUGCUCCUGCUGUAAACAGCCCUGAUGACCUUCACAGCAGGGACUCAAACACAUCGUCAGACUCACAUCUCAGCUCACAUGAAGCCCAGACAGACAACACUGAAGAGGAUCAAAAGGGAAAGCAAAUCAAGAAUAGAGUUCCUGACAAACACAGAGAGGAGAGGAAAGAAAGUUUUGAAGCCAAGAAAAGGAUAGUUGAAAGGACAGUAGAGAAAAAGAAAGACAGGCAAGAAAGAGAAGUCACAAGGGAGCAGGGGAACUGUGAACCUGAAGUGAAGGAAUUAAAGAGACUAUUGGAGGAUCCCACAGAGGAACAAAGGGCCGAACCAGAAAUCAGACAGCCAACCAAUGACGCUCCAGUGAAAACAGGUGAAGAAACAGUAAAAGCAGAGUUAAAUAAACUAAAGGCAAAUAUCACAGAAAAUCCAGAAGAGAUGAAAAUAAGAAAACAGGAGAGCACAGGUUCAGAGCAAGAAGGAGAAGGAUGCAAAAAAACGAAGCCAAAAGAAGGAGAGACAAGUAAAGCUACUGUCUCAAUCAGACCAGAGAAUCAUCAAGCCAGUUGUCUUGUUCAUGAAAGGAGUUUGACGCAGGAGUUGUCUGAGAUCAUAUCCACCCCACUGCCUCAGCUGCUGCCACAGCCAGAGCCAUCACAGUCUCCAGUGCCGCUCCCCCGCUUUAGGGCCCCAAUAUCCCGGCAAGAGCAACAGCAAAGUGUUUCCACAAAGACAGCAAAAGGAGACUGCACCACAGGGCUUCCUGCCUCACCUGUUCAGUCAGGUAUACUGAAGCACUCAAGAGCCUUAAGCAGGGUCCUCCAGUCCAUACAAACUGACAAAUGCCUACAAGAAAAUGUAGAGGCUGCACAGACAUCACACUCAAAACCCACAGUAGUUUCUUCAGUCCAAAACUUAGUGCCUUCAGGUCAGGUGACGACAGCUAUUCCUGCUCCUGGCUCGAUGCAAGAAACACUUCCUGGUGUUUCUGCACCUACAAACACAGAUAUGUUAGACUCUCCCCUGUCUGUCUCUCCUGAGGCCAAGCGAAGAAGACUGGAUAGCGACAAGGCAGAUAAGUUUUCAUCACCUGAACUCUACACAGGAGAUAAGACAAAUGAAGAGGCUGAAGAUGUUAAAAUGGGAGAGGGGAGUUUUGGUGACAGCUUUGAAUUGGACACUCAGACAGAAAGAAUCAUUGUUCAACAGACACACCAACACAGAGAUGAGAGUGAUGGAGGUAUGGAUCAGUUGGUAGAAACACAAAAGAAAAGAGAGGAGGAAAUGGUAGAAGCAGCUGUAGAGUUGGCUAACAACACAGAUGAGAGAAGAAAUGAGCUUGAAGGCCCUGAUAAAAUAUCUCCCAGGUUCAAUAUUUCUCUCACAGAUAGCCAGAUGGAGCUCAUCCUUAACACCAGCCACCAGAUUUCCCCUGGUCCAGGUGGCGGUGAUAACACAGAUAAAGAUGAAGGCACAUGUGAUGAUCAGAGCCCUGAAGCUGAUCAGGCUGCUUCUGAGAGUUUUAACAGAAGCAGCAGCUUCCUGUUCGACAGCCUGUAUGAAAGUCCUCUCCUGGCAGGUCUGAGCCCGGAUCAAUCGGACAAAGACCAAUCUGUGAGUGAGGAGGUCGGAGACAAGUGUCCUCUCCCAUCCACCCAGGAGAGACGAUGCAGCGAGCUCCUUGCCAACCAGGAAGCAGAAAAGCAGGAGGCAAUCCAAUGGGGCGAGUCCUCCUUUAACUUGUCAGAGUGGGGUGACUCGCUGUUGAUCGGUGAACACUUUCUGGAAAGGCAGACUCUGUUGAAACAAACGGAGAGAACUGAAAAGGGGCAAGAAGCCAGCUGUCAUCGAGUGCAGCCACCAAACACUGACAAUGUUCUGACUGAAGAGCAGCAGUCAAAAUCACAAUCUGAACUCUGUUGGAUACAACCACAACUUUUGAUUGCAGCUCAAAACGAGCAUGACAGGGAUAAAGCCAUUAAUAACCAGGGACACAGAAAUGAAAUCAAACAGCAGAAUAAUGCACCAAAAGACAUUAAACUAGGUGGAAGACAGGAACUGAUUAAUGAAAAGAAUGACAUUCAGGAACAGGGAAGGAAGAAAAGAAAUGAGGAGAAAGACAAGGCAGAAGAAGUGGAUGUUUUAUUGUCAGAUAAUACAGUUUUCAAACACCCACAUGUCCAAGAGGCACCUUUUUGUUGCAGCCCUGGUUUACAAGAGAUCUUUGACCGCUGGCCUAGUAUGUCUGACCAGCAAAACAAAACAGGAGGCCUCACAGCCACUCAGACACACACUGCUGCUGUUGCAAACACAACAUGUGCUCCAGUGAUACCUCAGACCCUGACAGAAGUGGGCAGAACAAGGGGAAAGUCUGUUUCUGCUGAGAAUGACUCUGAAAAGGAGCAAACCUCAAAACAUGACAAUGAGAAUGUAACGGAGAGACCAGGCUCUGCUGGUGACCUUAUUCCCCCGACUCAGGAAACACCACCUGUCACACCAAGAGUAAAACUGACCACCUCAUCUGUCCAGUCGCCUCUCACUGCUCAGCCCCGUAACCAGUCAACUCCCUCAAGCCUUUUUCAAGGAAAAUCACCAAAACAUCUUAAAUGUCACUCAGGAAACAGUAAUAAUCUGUCAGCAGUUGUGUCUGUUUCCGACAAUAAACAGCUGAAAUCUGCACCAGAUCACCAACACAAAUAUUGUUUUCAACCAGAAUUUCAGAUGUUACUUAAAACUGAGCUGAAAUCUGUUCCUCCCUCAAGUUGGAAAACCAAACGCCCGCUACCCACCAGCCACAAUCUCAUCCCUCCCAGAGAUGGUGCUUCUCCAUCCUCCCCCGAGCCAAAGCCUCUGUCGGAUACAGAAUCGCCUGAGAUCCAUGAGGGCUUCACUCUUCAGCUCUCCCAGGAUGCACCGCUCUGUUCCAGCAACUCUGGAACCUUCUCCAUCAUAGACGUGGCAAGUGACAGGCGCCUGUUUGACACUUUCAUUAAAGAGUGGAAAACAAAGGAGCGCUACUCUCUGGCUUUGGCCUGUGAAAAGAGGGAACAUAGACAGCAGCCUGAGGGGGAAAUCGGAGAGAAACGAAAUAGUGUGUCAGCAGCUCGUCAGAACACAGCUAAUGGUUUCCCAGUAAGGAACAGUGAAGGACUUGUGUUAAUUGGACUGUCUGUCUGCUGGGGAGCAAGAGAUGCAUACUAUAUAUCCCUGCAGCAAGAGCAGAGCAGAGGUCUGAGCUCCAGUCUGGCUCCUCCUCCACUGGACGAGGAUUUGCCAGUAAGUGAGCGUCUGCAGCAGAUGAAGUCCUGUCUGAUCAGACAGUCAGCUGGUCGUGGAGUGCAUGUGGUCGUCACAUAUGACAUCAUCCAGGUGUACAAGACGCUAGUUCUGAGCUGUGGCAUCAGCUUGGAGGGAGACUGUGAAGACCCAAAGGUUGCAUGCUGGCUGCUGGACCCUGGCAGUGAGGAGAGGACUCUGCCCAACAUGGUGACCGUCUACUGUCCUGAAGAAUUAUCUCUGCUGGAAGGGCUUGGGAAUGCACAUUCCUACUGCCCUCGAGUCAGGGCAGCGUCCACGAGUGUGCUCAUAUACGCUGUCAUGAACCAUCUCACCACCAUGCUGGAGAAAGAUGGCACACUAGAUUUAUUCAGGAACAUAGAGAUGCCUUCCCAGGUCUGUUUGGCCUUGUUGGAACUGAAUGGGGUUGGCUUCAGUGUUGAAGAAUGUGAAAGACAAAAACAUGUGAUGCAAGCCAAACUGUCGGCGCUGGAAUCUGAAGCUUACAGUCUGGCUGGACACAGCUUCUCCCUCACCAGCAUCGAUGACGUAGCUCAGGUGUUGUUCUUGGAGCUCCACCUUCCUCCAAAUGGAGACGUGAGUGCAUCAAAAAGUAAGAAGACUCUGGGCUACACUCGGAGAGGUGGUGGCAGAAUACGACUUGGAAAGCAGUUCAGCACUACCAAGGAUGUCCUGGAGAAACUUCGACCCCUGCACCCACUGCCAGGUGUGAUCCUCGAGUGGAGGCGGAUCACCAACGCCUUGACUAAAGUGGUGUUCCCCCUGCAGAGGGAGAAGCAGUAUCACCCCUCACUGAAGAUGGACAGGAUAUACCCCACUGCCCAGACACACACAGCCACAGGUAGAGUGAGCUUCACUGAGCCCAACAUACAGAAUGUCCCCAAAGACUUUGAGAUCUACAUGCCAACGGUGGUGGGUGAGAGUCCGACUUCACAAGACGGCUGCCACAUGAGCAGCAAAGCAGGAGAGAAGAGACACUCUGUGAUGCCCUCAGUUACAGCUAAACCUGCAGAACAAGGCCCUGCCUUCUCCGUCAGCAUGAGACAUGCUUUCAUUCCUUUUUCAGGUGGAAUGAUAUUGGCUGCUGAUUACUCCCAGCUGGAGUUGAGAGUGUUAGCUCACCUCUCAAGGGACCAGCGCCUCCUGCAGGUGCUGAAUGGAGGAGCGGAUGUGUUUCGCUGCAUCGCUGCUGAGUGGAAAAGUGUCGACCCGGAUUCUGUGCAAGACAGCCUCAGACAACAGGCAAAACAGAUUUGCUAUGGCAUUAUCUACGGGAUGGGAGCAAAGUCACUGGGGGAGCAAAUGGGAGUGGAGGAGAACGAUGCCGCCUGCUACAUCGAGAGUUUCAAAGCCAGAUACAAAGGAAUCAAUGCUUUUCUUAAACAGACAGUUAAGAACUGUAUAAAGGAUGGCUAUGUUCAGACACUGAUGGGUCGUAGGAGAUAUCUUGCUGGAAUCACCAGCACCAAUGCGCACAUCAAAGCUCACGCAGAGCGACAGGCCGUUAACACAGCUGUACAGGGUUCAGCAGCUGACAUUGUUAAACUUGCCACAGCAAACAUCCAGAGACGGCUACAAAAAACUUAUCCUGCAGCUCCACUGUCUCACCAGCACACACAACCAGCUCGUAAUAACCGCAGAGCCGGGACGUCGCAGCUCAGAGGAGCCUACUUCAUCCUCCAGUUACACGAUGAACUUAUCUUUGAAACCACUGAAGAGGACCUCAUACAGGUUUCACAGAUCGUGAGGAGGGAGAUGGAGUCAGCUGUGAAAUUGUAUGUACAGCUAAAGGCCAAAGUCAAAGUGGGACCAAGUUGGGGGAACCUGCAGGACCUUGAUAUAUAAUAAUUUAAUAUUUCAUAUUGAAAUUGAACACAAUUCACUUUUUUUUUCUCAGUGUUCUUUAAGAUCUGUAUAUACUAUCAUUUGCACAAACUCACUUUUCAAUCACAGUAAUGAAAUGUAACUUAAAUCCAGUCGAUUUUGCUAUGAGAACUAAA